This is a messenger RNA of Panicum hallii, 2838 nucleotides long. RefSeq lists its product as uncharacterized. The coding region runs from base 1771 to 2838 and encodes 355 amino acids. NCBI's taxonomy places the organism in Eukaryota, Viridiplantae, Streptophyta, Magnoliopsida, Poales, Poaceae. The transcript is spliced from 5 exons. The record is from RefSeq and is a predicted model, not a curated record.
UUGUUAGGUUCCUCGAGGACACCGGCAUGGACCCCUCAUGGUUUUCGGUUUUCCCAGAGUAAAAAAAUGUGGGGAAUUUAGAAAGAGGGCGUGAAAGUUGGUUGGCCACUUCCACAUGCCUCUGCCCAGAUUCUGCAGCUGUUGUCCCCCCCUGAUCUGAUCUUAUCUUCUCAGUUUGCUGAAUGUGACCAGGAUUUGUUCGCAUAUCUCCUUGGCAGGCUGGGCGUGAUGCCUCAUCGUGGCGCUCUUGUUUGUGCGGGAGCCCAGGGACACGCGGCGCGCCUUUGUUGGCUGCCUGAAGAAGGGCGCAUUUCACAUUUGGAAUUUGGUACUGUGAACACCAAGUGCGUCUUGAAGUCGAACAACGGGAGAGUCGGAUGCAAAUUUACGUAAGCUAGCUAGGGCGCAAUCUUGCAAGUGUGGGGAUCCGAUCGGACCAUCUGGUUCCCGCUCGCCAUGUCGUCUUCAGAGCAAAAGCAGGAUCCAUGGAGCCGAUCGCAGCAGCAGUCGCAGGUCACCUACAAAAAUCACCAGUGCUGGUGACGUCGCCGAUUCUCCUAGAAAGGGCACGUGGUGGUGAUGGUGUGGCAUCUGGCACCAUUGUGUUCCUACAGUACUAGUAUCAAGGGGUGUCGGAGGGGCACCGCGAGGAAGUCGCCCUAGCCUGAUGAGCUGCGGGAAGCUGGACACCCGUCGCGCGAUCCAGCUACGAGCCACGGGCUGGUUCAGUGAACGAACACAAAACAGCCAACAACAACGCGGACACCACAAAGAUUCAGCGAGUGUGAACAAGAUGUCAGGGGACACAUGGCACGAGCAGCGUUUCCGGGGACACGGCCGCAGGUCGGGCGGGCCAACAGAACCGGCCUGCCGCCGGCGACAGACCCUCGUGUCCGCAUGUGUUUCCCAACGUGGCUUCAAGUCCCGUCGACGCGGACAUCCAUAUGCUCGUGUCCUGCCGUCCCCUUUUCCGUCUCACCGUUCCGUUGCUUUCGAUCCACCCCCUUAUUUAUUUUAAGGCGCUCGAGCCAGAAAACCAAUUGCGCGCAGCCUAAUCCGAACACUAAUUAUGUGCUUUUCGCCUAAAGAAUUCCAGGUGCUCGAACACUAAGUUUUGUUGGUUGUUUUCUCGUCCAGAAUAAUGCCGGUGCUUUUUCUGCGGGGGUCAAUGGGGGUGGCUGCUAAGAAUCUGUGCUUCGGAUCGUGCCGCGCUAAUCCUUAUCCAGCCCUGGACUCGUUCAAGCCCUGUGGACUGUCCGUGGUGGACAAGCUCGAAAAUCUUCCGGAGUUGUUCCCGGCAUGCGUGGUCCACCCGCCUCACUCCGGAGCAAAAUUGGUUGAUGACCAUCUGCUGGAACUUUAGACUAGUUGUUGGUCCCUUUUUUUCUCUCAUUCUCUUUGCUCGAACCGUUCAAACACGCUUGGUGCCGAGCUCGACGACCGGUACGACUCUUCCGGCUGGCUCCCUCCGUUGUGCGCCCGGACGGCGACCCAAGCCAGGCAGGUGGGUUCGUGUCCGGUGCGUUCGUUCACACGCCGAAACGCGUCGACGACCUGCUGAACCGGCCGUGUUCUGACCGAGCGCAGCUCGUGCGUGGAACGUGGAACGCUACCUCCACCCCGUUUCUAUCCAUCCAUCCGUCACCAUCCAACAGGAAGAAUGCUCGUCCGGAGGCCCGCCUGACGGAGGCCAUCACCCAAAAGGCAUCCCGCCGAUGCGCGAGCAGAUAAGGGUGCGGGUGCCCCCCGGAAACGGAUGAUGGGAAUGGGAUGCGAUCCCCGGCCGCAUCGCGCGGGGAUCCGGCGACAGCGACCGGCCACGAUACGGUGCGAUCGCCUCGCCGGCCGCCCGGCCGCGCGGCGCCCCAGAAAAAUCAUGUGCGCUGCCAGUGUUCUCGGGUCGGGUGGACCACGCGUGGACUGCCUGCUGCCUCUGUCUCCGGCUCUGCUCGCUCCGCGCCAGGCGCCGCGGGAACGUGGCCGGCGGGGGCGCAUGUGAACCCCGCGAUCUCGUCCGCGGAUACGCGCCCGCGUCGCCGUCGCGUCGCUCGGUCCGGACGAUUUUCUUUCCCCCACCCCGGCGCUCCCCCACCGCCUGCCUGCUCGCCGCGCCCGCCCUGCCCUGCCUGCCGGUUUGGAUGGAUGCCGUGCCGGGCGGGCGGCCUUGGGCCGGGAGACCUGCCGCUUCACGCGCGCGGGCGGCGGCGUCCCUUGGCGCGCCGGAUCGGUCUCUCUCUCUCAUCUGGCUGCCCGAUGAAGAAGCUGGAUCGUCGUGUCGUGAGCCAGAGGGCCGGCGGCCUGGGGGGAGAAGAAAAAUCCAGAGCUGUCUGCUGGGGCGAGUUUACUAUCAGGUUGGGAGAUUGCAGAGAUCCGACCCAGGCCCGGUGUACGGAGCAGCACCUUGUACUUGUUCGGCCAUCAGCAGCUGCAGCUGCAGCUCCGGAUUGGACGACCUGUAAAAUCUCGCUCGAGCUCUCGCUUUCAGCCAGCGCUAGUAGUGUUUGUCGUGGGAGCCGCCUCGACGGUAGCGGGCCGGCACUUUGGAACGAACGAAACGAAAGGGGACAGGAAAGAUGGCGAGAAAAGGCGCGUAGGCCCGGCCGACAGAUGGAUGGAUGCCGAGGUAUAUCCGCCUCUCUGCGUAUGAAUAUGCGUGCUACUACGUGUGCCUCUCUGGUACACACUAGCGAGCGCCCAUGCGCCGUGCGUGUCCUGUGGACGAGUGAAUCAGCCGUCUCCCUGGAGAAGAACCUGCUCGAUCGCAGCCCGACCCCCGAGCCUCGCCGGGUACGUGGCACACCAAGUAAUACGAUGACGCAUACUACGAGUACGUGGUAG